GAGAAGGUUCUAUAGGGGGGAAAAGAAAAUGACGAGGUCGCUCCUUACGGCAGAUUUCACCUAACAGAAGUUUUAUUGUGUGUGGUGUUCAUUUCCAGAAUUGUGGAGUGAGACUGACUGACUGAAUUCAACGAUUCGGUGAGAGAGUGACUGUUAAAGGUGCGGUGAUAGAGAAGCGAAAAAGCGUAUAGCGCACACGUUUAUUAUUAUAUUGAAAGCGCGCUUAUAGAGGAAAAUCAUCGCAGUCAAGGCAACAGGCUGUGUGCGUGUGGGUUGUGUUUGUUGUUGUGUCAGUGGUGAGCAACACAAAUUUUGUGACGCGCGAGAUGGAAACCCUUGAAAAGAGUCGCGUGUGUCGACUCUGUGGAAAACAUUCGGGUAUCUCUAUCGAUAUAUUCGAUAAAAAUGACAACCAUUUCAAGAAAAUCAAUGCAAUCCUACCUAUUUUGGUGCACGAGAUGGACCUUCUACCAAAACACAUUUGUCAUCGUUGUAGCUAUAAACUUGAGGAAUUUCACAAAUUUUACAUAGAAUGUCUAAAAACUGAUACGGCAUUAAAAAAUCAAUUAUCAUGGAUGCGUAAAGAUACAGAGAAAACAAAAAAAAUAACAACAACAAAUGGUGUGCCAAUGGUACAAAUUGAAAAUGUUAAAAUAAAAUGUGAACCACAUGAAAUUGAUCCACUAUUAGAAAGUGUUGGCCUCGUUGAAUUUCCAAUAAGUGGCAUUGAUAGUGAUUUACAAAAAUGUUUACUCUACACAACAUUUUCCAAUACAACAUCACGCUGCCAAUGUUUUUAUAAUAAUAAAACAAAUUCAACAUUAGGAAAAAAAGAAGAAGAAGAAGAAGAAAAAAAAGAAGAUGAUAAAGAAAAAGAAGCCAUAUCCAAAGACUGUACACAUAUUCAUUUAUCAAAAAGGCCUAAAACUGAUUUUAAAUAUUCAUUGGAAAAUAAAACAAAUGAUACAGAAUUAAUUUGGAAAAAACAAAAAAAUUUAAAUGACAAUGAUAGUAAAAAAUUAUCAUUAUCUAUGAGAAAUUUAAGACCACGUAAACAAUCAAUUGAUUAUGUUGGUACAAAUAAAAGAAAAAAUAAUUCUGAUUUAGAAAGACGACCACAAAGUACAGAACCAACAAUAAUAUUAUCAAAUGAUUUUAUUAAAAAUGAACCAAUUGAUUUAGAAUCAUCAAGAACAUUAAGACCGCGUAAACAACACAAGACUGAUGUGAAAAAGAAAAAGAAAAUACGUUCAAAAAGUGAUGAUCGUACAAAAUCAUCGUUUCAAUUAAAAAUAAAACGUGAAAAUGAUGAUGAAGAAAUGGUACGACUUGAUUUGAGGCUAAUGGAAAAAUCCGAUGUAUCAUUGUUGAAGAAAAAAAAUAAUCAAGAGAAAAAAGAAUGGCGUGAACUUUAUAUUGGUAUUCAACGAAGUGAUGAUAUUCAUAAAAUUGAAGACACAGUAAUGAGAAAUAAUAAUCAUGAUGAAGUCAAUAAAAAUGGAUAUAGUGUUAAUAAAACACAAAAUUUCGGUAAAAAUUUUUCUAAUGAUGUUAGUAAAACUGUAUUUGUUGAUAGCAAUAUUGAUGGAAAUAAUCAUUAUAUUAAAAAUUUAGAAAAUUGGAGUAAAAAUUUAAGUAACGAACGGCAAAAUGUUACUAGCGAACAGCGAAAUGUAACUAGGGAACGGCAAAAUGUUACUAGCGAGCAGCAAAAUGUUCCUAGAGAACGGCAAAAUGUUACUAGCGAACAGCAAAAUGUUACUAGGGAACGGCAAAAUAUUACUAAAGAAGGACAAAAUGUUACUAGCGAACGGCAAAAUAAAGAUUGUCAAAGUAUUAAUAAAGAUAGACAACAUGGAACCAUAGUUAACAGCAAAAAUUUUAAUAAAAAUAAAAACACCAACAUUGAGACAAUUUACAUUAAUAAAGAAAUAAUUAAUGGACAUAAAAAAAAUCACAGUUUAUUAAGGAAAAAUCGAUUCAAAAAUAAGGAACUAAAGAGAAAUAGACUGAAAAAUAAUAAUAACAAUAAUAAUGCUAGUAACAUUGGAAAGGAAUCAAAAUUAUUAAAACGAUUACCAAUGCAAUUUUCACCAAAAAAUUUACGUAGUCAAGAUUUAUGUUUACGCAAUGGUAAAAUGAAAGUAAUGAAUUAUUUGAAUCAAACAAAUUUUCGUAAAGACAUUAAUAGAUUAAGUUUUUUGGAAAAAAUUAAUGAAACAAUGACAACGUCGCCGGCAAAGACGAUGACGACAACAACAACAACAACAACAACAACAACAACGACGACAAAUAAUAAAAUAAAGGGAAAAUUGAAUGUUAAUAUUGAAGUGAAACAUCUUUGUGAAAAGUGUAAUUACACUUUUGCUAAUAAAGAACUAUUUCGAUUGCAUGCAUGUUAUAGUAAUUGAUGAGAGACGAGGGGAAAUUUUUUUUUUGGUUUUUAGAUUAGAAACAAUUUUUUUUUUUUUUUUUAGUAUAGAAGAUAAAGUGUCAUAUUUAGAAAAUCGAUAUAUCGAUCAAGAUUUAUUCUCUCUUCUAUCUUUUCCUCUCUGUCUCUCAAUCUCUUCAAAAAAAAUAGAAGCGAUUCUCGAAAAUAUAUAAAUAAUUAUUUUUUGAUAUUAAUUUUUUUAUUUUUUUUUUUACAUUAGAAAAUAUUUACUUAAAUAACAUUUAUUGCUAUUAUAUACAUAUGCUAUGUUGUGCAUAGCAUUAAAAUUUUGGGUGUGUAAAAAACUUUUUUUUUAACCCCUCGCGUUUAAUAUAUUUCGAAAUUAGAAAUCAAAUUAUACGCUUUUUUGAUAAAAAAAAAACUGAUAUUUAAAAAUGAUGCAAUAAUAAUAGUUAUUAUUAUUAUUAUUAUUAUUAUUAUUUUUAGUUAAUAGUAAUAACUAAGUAUCUAUGUGUAUAGAGAAAAAAAGAAGACUGUUUUUGGUCACUAAAUAAUGAAGUUAAAGUGUUUAGAAAUUUGUUAAUAUUUUUUUUGUUUUUUUUUCUUAUAUUCACGAUGAAGAAAGAGGUGAAAUAAUUGUUCAUUAUUGAAAUGUAUACAGCACUUUUUAUAUAUAUGUGCGCAUUUAA
Messenger RNA from Leptopilina boulardi, 3081 nucleotides. RefSeq names its product GATA zinc finger domain-containing protein 14-like. NCBI's taxonomy places the organism in Eukaryota, Metazoa, Arthropoda, Insecta, Hymenoptera, Figitidae. Gene Ontology annotation, cellular component: nucleus. The transcript has 2 exons. Bases 327 to 2411 code for a protein of 694 amino acids. Gene Ontology annotation, molecular function: zinc ion binding. The record is from RefSeq and is a predicted model, not a curated record.